AUGUGAACGAGUGUUCAAGCCUUCCUUGUCAGAAUGGAGGGCGCUGUGACAACGGUCAGGGCCGGUACACCUGCGAAUGCCGUCUAGGAUAUUCCGGCGUGAACUGCGAAAAAGUUGGUUACUGUGAUUUAGACGGGGAGUGGUACACUGAUUGCAAUGACAAGAUAACCAUCGUGAAGACAUCAACCGGUCUUCUUCUUGGAGAUUAUAUGACCAAUGAAGAGAUCCUUCUUGGCUCCUCAGCGCCCACAGUUGUGGUGGGUUACGCCAACCAGAACGAGGACUUCCCUACCUUCGGGUUUAUGGUAGGGAGAGACAAUGGGUUAUCAACUACCAGCUGGUCCGGUCAGUGUCACCUCUGUGACGGGGAAGAAGUCCUGUAUACGACCUGGACCAACACCCGUCAGGUCAACACGUGUUUCGAAAUAAAACGAUCGACGCGGUAAGCUCUCAAAAUUUCACUUUCGUAUAAUA
This is a messenger RNA of Strongylocentrotus purpuratus (purple sea urchin), 474 nucleotides long. RefSeq names its product fibropellin-1-like. The coding region runs from base 210 to 446 and encodes 78 amino acids. The transcript is spliced from 3 exons. Gene Ontology annotation, molecular function: biotin binding. The record is from RefSeq and is a predicted model, not a curated record. Lineage: Eukaryota; Metazoa; Echinodermata; Echinoidea; Camarodonta; Strongylocentrotidae.